This is a messenger RNA of Copidosoma floridanum, 2535 nucleotides long. It is a transcript of the gene Ttc7, whose product is annotated as tetratricopeptide repeat domain 7. Lineage: Eukaryota; Metazoa; Arthropoda; Insecta; Hymenoptera; Encyrtidae. Gene Ontology annotation, cellular component: plasma membrane. The record is from RefSeq and is a predicted model, not a curated record. Gene Ontology annotation, molecular function: protein binding. Gene Ontology annotation, biological process: protein localization to plasma membrane; phosphatidylinositol phosphate biosynthetic process.
AUGACGAGCAAAAAGGGUCAAACCUGGAGGAUUGAGGCAGAAAUUGAUAAGAAUCGCGAAGAAAACAACUGGAAGAAGGUUAUUGACUUGGCUGAUCAGCUCAAGACUCAUUGUCCUAAUAAUGAAUGUUUGGCGAAUUUUUUGGGAGGUGAGGCUAGAUUGGAAAGUUUUCUAGAGCAAACUCCACCUAUUGAAGCAAAUAUACCAAAGGCAAAAUCUGGCUUAUUAGAGGCAAAGAGAUUUCUGCUUCUUGCAGCAAAUGAGAAGGACAAGCAGGCUCCAGUGGCGUUGGAUGCACAACUUCUCCUUGGUAAAUUGCACUAUGCCAUGGGAAUGUACAGUGAAGCUGUGUUUCAUUACCAGGAAGCCGAGCUACAAUCUUUAACUGAAAAACAGUUGCCCAGUCGGAGUUUGCGUAUAGUGGCUGAAUCUUUUGCAAUAAAAGGCUUAUGUCUUGAAAAACUUCCUCCUACUUCAAAAUCCAAGUACAAAAUAUCCGAGUGGCAUAGCCAGAUGAUCAAGUGUUUUCAAACUGCUACCGAUAUAUCUUUGGUCUAUUUACAAGAACAAGAUAAAAUAGCAGUACAGCAACAAAAUGGGACCUUAACAAUUAACAGCAAUAACGUGGGAUCAUCGUCUCCUCAAUCCUCUAUUCAUUCUACAAAACAUAUGGGACCUAUUUUAGAAACUGCUCUACAGAGAGCACCUCUGAUACAUUUACAAGCUGGCAACAUCCAGGCUGCAAUAGAGUGUUACAGAGGCAUCCUUACUGCUCUUGAGACUACAGCGACUCAAAGCUUGAGGCUAUCAUUAACAAGGCAGUUGGGAGAGAUUUUGCUGCGAGGAAUGAAAGGUAUCACGUAUACUACACCCGAAUCGCCAGCUGAAAAAAUAGGAAAUAAGAAAAGUGCAGCCCCUGAAUCUCCUUGGAAGCCCAAAAAGUACUCUGGAAUAAAUUUAUUUGUUCCAAAAAAUGAAUAUGAAGAAAUGAUUUUAUUAUUGUUAAUAAGCGAAGCAAUGGCUGUGAGAGACGCAGUUCUCAGUCAGUCUCCAGAAUUUAAAGAAGCAAGAGCUCGUGCUUUUGAAAAUGCCACUGCUAUUUACGAUCUUCUUACUAUUGGAGUUGUCAGAUGGAGUCAAGUAGAAGUUUUGCAUGAGUCAUUUGAAAGAGCAAUGAAAUUUUCGCAUGGUGAAGUGCAUGUUUGGAUGCAGUAUGCUUUAUGCUUAAUUAGUUUAGGACGAUACGUUCAUGCAUAUUCCGUCUUACAAGUUGUAAUAAAACUUGCGCCAACCAAAGUAAUGCCCUGUUUACUGGCUGCAAGACUGUGUUAUGAACAUUUGAACAAGGUUGCCAAAGGAAUUGAAUGGAGUCAAAAAGCAUUGCAACGAGAAAUGGCUAGCCCACAAGGCUUACAAUCGCGCUGUCAUCUUAAUAUUGGCAUUGGAAAUAGUAUACUGAGUGCAAAAACAAUAGUCAAGAAAGAUAAAAUAGAACACAGUCAUGCAGCCUUUGACUCUUUUAGCAAAGCUCAACAAUGCGAUCCAAAUGAUCAUUUAGCAGAGUAUUACCUAGCUCACGAAUAUGCAAUGAAUAGACAAAUGUCCGAAGCCAUGACGCACGUAAAAAUUGCUUUAAGCCUGAGGGCAGAACACAUUCCGUCACUGCAUUUGUUAGCACUGUUACUUACGGCCCAAAAACAGUAUACCGAAGCUCUAAACUUAGUCAACAGUAUUUUAGAGGAAUAUCCUGAUAACUUAAAUAUUUUGUAUGUCAAAGCAAAUUUAGAACUACACAGUGUUGGUGGGGAAGAAGCUCUUUUUACAAUCAAACACAUGCUUUUCCUUUGGAAGAAUUUGUACGAAGAUCAAACAAGCGUGGAUAUUAACGAGCAACAAAGUGAAAAGCGUAGCGAAACGAGAAGCGUCUUCCAAAUGUACACAACAGAGAUGUCGGACAAGGAUUCCAAUUCCAUUCAUGCACAAUCACUGGCUGCCUCAAGAGUAGAGCAAGCAUUGUCGGAAGUUGCAUCGUCACUUAGUUCCUUUGUUCCAAAACCUGGACCACAACGAGCGUGGCUACUACAACUACAAGUGUGGCUAUUACUAGCUGAAGUGUUCAUAGUCUUGAACCAUCCUAAGGAAGCGAUAUUAUCCAUUCAGGAAGCGGCAAAUAUAUUUCCACUGAGCCAUCACAUAAUGUACACUCGCGGACUGUUGCACGAAUAUAAAACGGAGUACGCGGAAGCCAAGCAGUGCUACCAAAAUGCAAUUUCAAUUAAUCCUUCUCACGUUAAAAGUCUGCAACAUCUGGGUUUAGUCUAUCAUUAUCUCGGAUGUCAACGUUUGGCUGAAAAAACUUUACGAGAUGCUGCAAAGAUUGAUCCCAUGUCUUACCUAACAUGGUACAAUUUGGGAAAGGUUUUGGAAUCACUUGGAGAAGUUAAAGCUGCAAGUGACUGUAUGGAAACAGCUUUGGAAGUUGAAACAUGUAAUCCAAUUCUUCCCAUUUCAUCAAUAUCAGUGACUUUUGAAUAA